AUGAAUAGAGCCGACAGAGGGAGUGUGUUAGAGUGCAGCACAGUUUUUAGUUCUAAGAGGAAAGCGAAGGAUGGGGAGGGAUACGAUGUGGGCUCUGAGUGCCCACAUGGUUUUAGCCUAGAGCUGGAGUCUGAGUCGUCUGAGGCAACGGAUGUGGGGAUUCUGCUAUUUUUUAUGACUGUUCUUGUAACGCUCUUCAAGAAUCCAUUAGCAGAUUUGUUUGGAGGCUUUGCGAUUGAGGCUGUUGGGGUUGUGAAUCUGGGGUACCUGGUUCAUUCGACGUUUCUGAAGCUAUGUGCUAGGGCUGUGGAUUUGAGGGAAGAUUCGUGGAAGAGCAGUCUAAUGGUUGUGCACUUGUCCUUGCAUCUGGUGGCGAUUGAGGCGAUUGGAGUUAGUAUCUUUAGUUCUAGAGGAGGAUCAAGGAUGCUUAUGAAUAACCUUUGUAGGAAUCCGCUGGGGAUUUUUGUUGCCUUGAUACAUAUUCUUCAUGGGCAGGAUGCCAUGGAGCUUAAGUAUAGCAAUUAUGUCUGCGGGAGUAUACUGAGUGCUGCUUGGACUGUGGUGUUUGUUGCGAGCUAUAACUAUGAGCACGAUAUGAGUGAUAGUCUAGUGAGACAUAUUUUCCUGUUUAUGUUCCUUCAUGUGGUACUGUAUAGCAUGGAGAAUGAGAUUGUCAAGAGUUUAAGGAUUUCGAAGAAGAAGUUGAGGAAGAUCCAAGGGUUUGCAAGGAUAAUACCGUGCAUAGUGUGCAGUGUAGCAGGGUACUAUAUGCUGGGCAGGAUACUCACGAAGCGACUCUCGUACAUGGAGAUGGGCAACUCUGAUUUAUCAUUCUCAUUCUUAUUUUGA
Molecule: messenger RNA, 849 nt
Organism: Encephalitozoon hellem ATCC 50504
Lineage: Eukaryota; Fungi; Microsporidia; Unikaryonidae
Exons: 1
Coding region: 1-849 (282 amino acids)
Source: RefSeq, a predicted model, not a curated record